GUCUCUGCCGCUCGUGAGGAAGUCCCCGGUCGUCGAGGUUACCCCGGUUAUAUGUAUACCGAUCUCGCGACCAUCUACGAGCGCGCCGGCCGUGUCGAAGGUCGCAACGGUUCUAUCACUCAGUUCCCCAUCCUGACAAUGCCUAACGAUGAUAUCACUCACCCCAUUCCUGAUCUAACGGGUUACAUCACUGAGGGCCAGGUCUUCGUUGAUAGAUCUUUGCACAACCGACAGGUGUACCCCCCGAUCAACGUCUUGCCCUCUUUAUCGCGUUUGAUGAAGUCUGGUAUUGGUCGUGGAAUGACUCGUGAGGACCACCCCAGUGUGUCUGAUCAGCUCUAUGCUAACUACGCCGUUGGUGUCGAUACUCGUGCUAUGAAGGCUGUUGUUG
Molecule: messenger RNA, 391 nt
Organism: Perkinsus marinus ATCC 50983
Lineage: Eukaryota; Perkinsozoa; Perkinsida; Perkinsidae
Product: ATP synthase subunit beta vacuolar, putative
Exons: 2
Molecular function (GO): ATP binding
Source: RefSeq, a predicted model, not a curated record